This is a messenger RNA of Closterium sp. Yama58-4, 3369 nucleotides long. NCBI's taxonomy places the organism in Eukaryota, Viridiplantae, Streptophyta, Zygnematophyceae, Desmidiales, Closteriaceae. The record is from the annotation of a GenBank genome assembly.
AUGGGAGCCCUUUUCACUGGGGCCUCCUCCCUAACCAAGCUCUCCGCCGUCGCACGUGUGUCGCCUGCGCUUUCGCCCAAGCAGUCGCUUGUUUCGCUUAGCGAUCGCCUGAUUCACUCCGGAUUAAUCUCCACGCGCGUUACCAAGAACCGUCUUUUCCGAUCCAACCGAUUUUCCCAUCACGCCGCAAUGGUCGCCGGGAUCGGCGGCGGAAUUGGCGGCCACUCGGCCGAUCAGCAACAACCUGCGAGGCCAGUUACUGUCGCAGCGGCGGCGGCGGCAGGGGAUGGCGGCGCCGCAGCGUCGUCGCAAGUGACGGAGCCUCCUACCGGCGCGAAAACGGGGGUAGAAGCCGCGGCAGGAGCGGUGACGGGGGGAGGGAAGGCGGGAUUGCGGCGACUGGAGGAGCUGGAAUGGGAGAGCACGUUCGUCGAUAAGCUGCCUGGGGAUCCUGUUGAAGAAAAUCACGUCCGAAUUGUCCGCAACGCGUGUUACUCCCGCGUGCGACCGUCGCUUAAGCUCAAGGACCCGCAGGUCGUCUCGGCGUCGGAGUCUGUGGCUCACCUCAUUGGCCUUGAUCCGAACGAGUUUACUCGUCCUGAGUUUGCAGCGGUCUUCACAGGCGGCAUUGUGCUGCAGGGCUGUGUUACGGGGGGCACCAGUUCACCCACCCACCCCCGUCCCUCCUCUCCGCCGUUCCCCCACCCUUCUCACCCCCUGUUCCUCUUCCCCUCCAGCAAGCCCUACGCGCAGUGCUACGGGGGGCACCAGUUCGGGUCGUGGGCGGGGCAGCUGGGGGAUGGGCGCGCCAUCACUCUGGGGGAGGUGGUGCUGGGGGAGGGGGAAGGCGCGCAGGGGGAGGGGGGGAAGGCGGAAGGCGCGCAGGGGGAGGCUUCACAGGGGAAGGGGUGGAGGGAGAGGUGGGAGUUGCAGCUGAAGGGGGUGGGGAAGACGCCGUAUAGUAGACACGCGGAUGGGCGGGCUGUGCUGCGCAGUUCCAUUAGAGAGUACCUCUGUAGCGAGGCCAUGGCUGCCCUGGGUGUGCCUACAACGAGGGCGCUCUCUGUUGUCACGACUGGGGAGAAGGUGCUGCGAGACAUGUUCUACAAUGGCAACGCCAAGUUUGAGCCAGGAGCAGCUGUGUGCCGCGUGGCACCCUCCUUCAUCAGGUUUGGCUCGUUCCAGAUCCAUGCCUCCCGGGGAGGCUUGGACAAGGAGAUGGUUCGGGUGCUGGCGGACUACACCAUUCUGCACCACUUCCCGCACCUGGCCGAUCUCCCCGAGCCUCCGGUGCAGGUUCGGGAGCCAGGUUCGGAGGAGGAGGAGGAGGCUGGGGAUCCCGAUGCUGUGGAUGUCACGACAAACAAGUAUGCAGCAUGGUUUGCAGAGGUGGCUGAGAGAACAGGACACCUAGUGGCGCGGUGGCAAGCAGUGGGGUUCACACACGGUGUGCUCAACACGGAUAACAUGAGCAUCCUCGGCCUCACCAUCGACUACGGCCCAUUCGGCUUCCUCGACUCCUUUGAUCCGGACUUCACUCCCAACACGUCGGACAUGCCUGGGAGGAGAUAUUGCUUCCGGCAGCAGCCGGACAUCGGGCUGUGGAACGUGGUGCAGCUGGCCAACACGCUCGUGACAGGUGGCAUUAUUGGAGUGGCGGAGGCGCAGCACGGGGUGUCGAGGUACGCCGAGUCGUUCCUCUCAGCCUACCAGCAACGCAUGGCAGCAAAGCUGGGUUUGCCCUCAUACGACAAGGACCUCACUCAAUCUCUUUUGCAGCUCAUGGCGAAGCACAGCAGUGAUUUCACCAACACCUUCCGUGCUCUCGCCCGCGUGCCCGCUGAACAAGAAACGUCUGAUGCUGACCUGCUAGCUCCAAUGAGGGGAGCGCUGGGCCUGCAGGAAGGGGCAGGGAAAGAUGGAGAGAAGGAGAAGGAGUGGGUGGACUGGCUUCGUCUCUAUACUGCCAAGCUACGGGCCGAAAAGGUUUCAGAUGCUGCCCGCCGGGCAGCUAUGGAUGCAGUCAACCCAGCCUACAUCCUCCGCAACUACCAAUGCCAGCUGGCGAUCGAGGCAGCAGAGCGGGGAGAUUUCAGCGUUACACGGCGGCCGCUCCCGUCGCUCGGAUUCAACGCGGGAGUGGCGAUCAAGGGCGGCUGUCCCGGCGCCGCCAAAUGCGUGAUCGACGGGCGGCACAAGUUCGCCGUGUUUUCCGGCGGGUUCAACUGCUUCAUCUCGUUGGAGCAGGUCACCGUGCGCAACGCCGUCAACGGCGUGCACACUGGCGGCUGCGCCGUCACGGCGCGCCGAGUCACGUUCAUCAACAACGUCGCGCGGACUACUGGCGGUGGCGCCGUGAGCGGCAACGGCGGCGCGAUCAACGUGGGGCAGGAGCCCGUGGGCGGCCCGCGCGUGCAGCUCGCGGGGUGCACGUUCCGCGGGAACCGCGCGGUGAAUGGCAAGGGCGGUGCGAUCUAUAGCGAGGAUAACGUGUUGUACAUGAAUUCCGUCAAAUUCGAGAAGAACUAUGCACUGGUGGGUGGAGGCGCCAUUGCAACAACAGCCAAGAGCCUCACUAUAGUCAAAUCCACUUUCUUUAAGAACGUCGCCGUUCAGCCGCCAACUGGACGAAACAAUGGCGCGGACAGCGGAGGAGGAGCUAUCCUUGUCUCUUCUCGAGACUCUUCACUCUCCCUCUGUUCCACUUCUUUCGCUGGUAACCGCAACAACAUGCGUGCGCAAGCCAACGACAUUGCGGUUCGGCAGCUCGCAGCAGGCUCGGGAACAGGCUCGGUGAGCUUCUGCAGCAUGCCCGCGCCUGCAAACGUGGACCGGGCGCCGGGGCUGAAGAUCCGAGCCAGCUGCAAGGGCUGCACGGGGUGCGAUAAUGACUGUAACGGGCACGGGACUUGUGUCUAUAACGCGGAUUUUACCCCCAGCUGCCAGUGUGUGCGGCGGUGGGACAACGAAACGGCAUGUGCGACGUGCGUUACGGGUUACACGCGACUGAGUAGCUGCAGGGCGUGUUCGCCGGGGUUCUUCGCAACAGGAAGGAAAAACCAGUGUGCUCCGUGUGCGGCCCUUGACAAGGUGCCUGGUCUGCGAGACAACCUGCAGCACAUAACAGGGAUGGUGCGCCUGCCGUCCUACAAGCAGUGCCAGCAGCAGUGCCUCGCCACACAAGUGCAGCAGGCUGAAUACUGCAACCUCUGGGCCUACAUUGCCAAUAGCGCCGCCAACGGGGACUGCGGCGGAAAGUGUAUUAUGUUCCAUGACCCUGACGAUUGCGGGGUAGGGAAGAUCGUUGCGAAUAAUCAGCUGGGGGUGUGGUACCAGUAUGCGGAACCUAGUUUCAAUGCUUGCAGCUAA